GCUGGUUAAGGGGGCAUAUGACCAGUUGGAGAUCUCCACUUGGGGGUCUCCAUUCGCUGCGCGCAAAUUCACCCUGUAUAAUGGCGGUCGAACGAAAAGGUGGCGCUGUUCCGCAAUUUGCCGGCCCCGAUGAGUGUGCAGGUGUAGAAGCGGGUAGUUGGGCCAUCCCUUUUGGAGGAGCAAUUCUGGAGAGUGGCUAAGCGGGGCACAUACGUCAGGAAAAAAAAAAAGAAAUAAAAAUAAGUAGCCUAGCGCUUACCAGAUCGCGUACCAAGUUGGCUUAUCCCUCACCCCGUUUCUUCCCCUGUGCGUAACAUAGGAGCGAAUUAUCCGUCGAGGAGAAAAAACUCUUUCGCAGAAAAAGCCUACUGGAGUGAUCACAAAAUUGUUAUGAACAAUUCAGGUGAAAUUUCCGCCAUCGUCAGGCCAGCCAGCUAAGGAGCCACCUGCUACGCAGGGCGUGCAUGUUGAAUGGAAACACUUUUUUACAAACCAAAAGAUACGUAUGGGUGCUAGCGAACGAGUUGAGGAGUGGGCACAUAUUCCUCCACAAUGACAAGUACUGCGAGGUGACUGAACAGAGGCAGGUCAAGCAGGGCCGACUGGCCACGACGAACAUGAUCUCCUUCAUCGACCUGAGCACGCUAAAGAGCUCCUCAGCCAAAUUCGCGUGCCAAGCGAAGGUGGAAAAAAUCGAACCCGUCAAAGCAAACGUGCAGGUACAGUACACAGACAAGCAAAAAAAUAUAGUCGUCUGUUUGGAUGAAAAUUAUCAAGAUAUAGAAAUCCCUAUGAACCUUUUUGGCAUUUCGGAGGAGCACCUGGAGCCCGGUUUGCAAAUCACGGUGUUCAAGCACGACGACAAAAUUGUGAAGGUUAAUUUGCCUUCAUCGCUGCUGGCGACACUGCGAAAGAAAUGAAAGUUU
Molecule: messenger RNA, 926 nt
Organism: Plasmodium vivax (malaria parasite P. vivax)
Lineage: Eukaryota; Apicomplexa; Aconoidasida; Haemosporida; Plasmodiidae
Exons: 3
Coding region: 465-920 (151 amino acids)
Biological process (GO): translational elongation
Cellular component (GO): cytoplasm
Molecular function (GO): translation elongation factor activity
Source: RefSeq, a predicted model, not a curated record